GUCACAGGACUGGAUUGCUCAGUCAUCCCCUUAAUAUCAGAGGGUGCAAGCACGAGCAAAUUAGGACUUGCAGGGGUGGCAGGAGCGUUGCAGCCUUAGCGCAAACCCGACUCGCUGCGAUCCGGCACAGGCGCCUGCAGACAUGGCGGUCCGUUCUUUGCUACUGCUGGCAUCUCUUGUGGCCGUUUGCUCAUCCCUGAUCAGGAUCCCAUUGAAGAAGUUCCCUUCCAUGCGCAGCAUCUAUACUGAAUAUGGGAACAAUAUCCAAGACCUGAUUGAGAUGGGGGAGAUGUUAAAGUACAAAUAUGGGGCUCCAGGUGUGGCUACUCCUACCCCAGAAGCAUUGAAGAACUACAUGGAUGCUCAGUAUUAUGGUGAGAUUGGAAUUGGGACACCACCACAGACAUUUACUGUAGUCUUUGACACUGGAUCAUCCAAUCUCUGGGUGCCCUCGGUGCACUGUCGCUUCCUGGACAUUGCUUGCUUGCUACAUCGCAAAUAUGAUUCUUCCAAAUCCAGCACAUACGUGAAAAAUGGAAGUGACUUUGCCAUCCAUUAUGGUACUGGAAGUCUUUCAGGAUAUCUCAGCCAAGAUACUGUAUCGGUUGGUGACCUACAAGUUAAGAACCAGAUAUUUGGUGAAGCUGUCAGCCAACCCGGCAUCACAUUCAUUGCUGCCAAGUUCGAUGGCAUCAUGGGCAUGGCAUAUCCCAAGAUCUCUGUGGAUAAAGUUACCCCUUUCUUUGACAGUGCAAUGCAACAGAAGCUGUUGGACAAGAACAUAUUUUCCUUUUAUCUCAACAGGGACCCAAAAUCAUCUCCAGGAGGAGAAUUACUUCUAGGAGGAACAGAUCCAAAGUAUUAUAGUGGAGAUUUCAGCUAUGUGAAUGUUACUCGCCAAGGUUACUGGCAGGUCCACAUGGAUAAGGUUAACAUUGGCAAUGGCCUGACAGUGUGCAGUUCUGGCUGUGAAGCUAUCGUAGACACUGGAACGUCUCUUAUUACUGGACCAACUGAUGAAAUUAAGCAGCUGCAGAAAGCCAUUGGCGCUAAGCCAAUAAUUAAAGGACAGUACAUGCUUCCUUGCGAUAAGCUGUCUUCCCUUCCCACUGUGAACCUUGUCCUAGGCGGCAACUCCUAUGCCCUAACUCCAGAUCAAUAUGCUUUAAAAGUUACUGUUCAAGGGGAAACUCUUUGCCUGAGUGGAUUUUCAGGCUUGGAUGUCCCACCACCUGGUGGCCCUCUUUGGAUCCUUGGAGAUGUAUUCAUUGGUCCAUAUUACACCGUAUUUGACAGAGAUAAUGACUCAGUUGGUUUUGCAAAGUGUAGCGGCAAAGUGUAAAAGCGACUGAACUCUGCCUCCCACAGUCUCUAUAGAAUGCACCCCCAGACACCCCAAUAAGUUCACUGGAGUUUUAUAUUGUGAUUUAUUGGUAUUAAGAACAAAAUCAGGAAAGUAAAGAAAAAAGAACACAGAUUUAAACAUUUAAAUGAGUAGAGAUUUUUAAAUUCUAUGGGAAAGGACUACUACUGACCAUUUAAUAAUCACUUGCCCCCUCGUGCAUAACAGGCUAUAGAGUAUUGUAGUGAAAUCACUGCAUCUGAGGAGCCCAAGCAUUGUUGGCUCCUCUUUCAGCAUCAAGCUACUGAAUGGCUCCCCUUUUAUCAAGGCUACAAAUCUCUCUGUUAUUUUGACUAAUAAAGUUUUCCAUUAUCUUCCUCUCCAUUUAUAAGAAUUUCUAAAUAUUUUUUCCUGAUUUUCCCUGUUACUUUGUUUAAAGAAACGAAAAUGUUCCUUGAAUAAAUUUCACAGAUUAUUUCAUGGAAGUAGUAGAUUACCAAUGCAUUUGCAUUUGUUUAAUACCCGAACUGGACUGUAUUGAAGAUAAGAAAAUGUUUUAGCCAUAUUUUUUUUUAAUCAUGAGGGAGAGGGAUAUAGCAAAAAGGUCCUGAUUUGCAAAUUUUACAAAGCAAGCUGUCCACCAUUGCAGGUAGGGGCGAUGGCAGGCUCCAGCCAAGAGAAUCCUCAGGGAGUAAUAAUAGUAGGGAGACCGCUUCCAUAGGAUGUGACUGGAUUCUCCAACUCAUAUUUUGUACUUUGACCUGGCAAAACCCAUUCAUGAGAUAAAGUCUCAAAGUGUAGUUGUAAAAAUCUUCCCCGUUAAAGUCGCCCCAAACCUUUGUACUUCCCAUUUUAUUUCAAAGACACAGGGAAGUUGCUUUGUGGUUUUUCUCACCUGGAAAUAUUUCAAGCAAUUAUAUUUGUGAAACCUUCUGGAUCAAAAUAGUUUUAGGGAAGCAUCAACAUUCCAGUAUGUUUCUCUUAAUAAGACCUCAUGUUUUUGUCUUUCCUGCCAAGUAUGCCCUCCCAGUUUCAUCGUGAAGAGGAAAAAUUCUAGAUGACACUCUAAAAUGUACUCUGCUCUGAGAAAUUUGGUCGAGGAACCCAAUCUUCUAUGGCUGCUGUACACAAGCAAACUCCUACUGCCCUAACAGGUUCUACAGCAUUUGUUUAAGGAACUGUCUCAGUAUUGGGCUAUGCUUUUGACUUGACAAGCAAAACACAAGAGGUAGCCAUUUGGGGCAGGGAGGGAGGAUAGGUGGGGUAUUAGUGGUAGGAAGCUAAAUUAUUUGGAAUUUGUUAAUAUUAACUUGAAGUAUAAGGAGAUUUUUAGUACUUGUGAGAUUUAUCUGAAAGGUUCCAUUAUUCUUUGGAUCCAGUUCCAAGUUUGUGAGGCAGCAUGGACAACAGAGAACAUAAAACCUGAGAGUAAAAUGAACAAAAGACUGCUUGUAAUGAAAAGCCAAGAGAACUACACUGAGUUUGUUCUCUUGAACUAGUUGAGAAGCUGGCAUAUGCUGAGCAAUACAACAGAAAAGCCUGUCAACUCAAGGAAACAGAAGACCUUUCAGGAACUUGAGCAAGCAUUUAUGGAUUUCUUCCAUAUUGGGUUGAAUACUUUGGAUACUGAUAGAAGCAGUAAGAUGCCCCCAAGGAGGCCAUAGAAAAGAUGUAGGAUGAAUUUUUUUUGGUAGUGUCAUUUGAGUUUGCUAAUGAGUCUCUGCUAUUCAAACCAGGUUGAAUUAUAAAUGUGUGUGUAUCAUAUGGAAAUGGGUAAUAAGUGUUGUGUGUUCUGAAUUGCCUGGGCAUAAUCAAUGGACUUCUCAAAGUUCUCUGCUUGGUGCCUACUUUAUAGUGGUCUUCAACCCUGAAUUAGUAGCUCAAAGUUUUCUCAAGAUGCAUCUCACUGCAAAAUAUCAAAUGCAAAUAUUCAAAUUGAUCAAGGCUCCUUAAAAGAGUAGCUGUGUAGAAAAUGUCUAAAAUUACUAUUUUGUUCAGGGGUCCAUUCAUAAGGCAGAAGGGUUCAUCCUGGGAUUGAUUGUUUAGCAGACAGAUUUAUCUUCUUGAUGCCAUCAAAUAUAUUGAGAGAACUAUCUCUGGUUCAUAGAUAUUGAAGUGAUUGGCUGGUAAUAAUAUAUGUUGUAGCCUGUUGCUUGCAACUGUUAAGACCAGUAUAGCCUCUCUAUAAGGUUUCUUUUAAGUAGGGAGAUUAGUUUGUGUGGAAUAAUGUGAAUGAAGCCACUGGACCUGUAGUUUGCCACCUUCUAUUUGUUGUUCUUCUGCUGUUUCUAAACAUGUGAAAUGCCAUUGUGACUCUCAACAAAACAUGCUGUCCGGGCUAUACUCUCAAUUUGUCAGAAAAAAAACUUAAAUAAAGUUUUUUCUGCUCCA
Molecule: messenger RNA, 3733 nt
Organism: Eublepharis macularius
Lineage: Eukaryota; Metazoa; Chordata; Lepidosauria; Squamata; Eublepharidae
Gene: CTSD
Product: cathepsin D
Exons: 9
Coding region: 143-1342 (399 amino acids)
Biological process (GO): proteolysis
Molecular function (GO): aspartic-type endopeptidase activity
Source: RefSeq, a predicted model, not a curated record